This is a messenger RNA of Mycosarcoma maydis (corn smut), 171 nucleotides long. RefSeq lists its product as uncharacterized. NCBI's taxonomy places the organism in Eukaryota, Fungi, Basidiomycota, Ustilaginomycetes, Ustilaginales. The record is from RefSeq and is a predicted model, not a curated record. Bases 1 to 171 code for a protein of 56 amino acids. The transcript is spliced from 2 exons.
AUGGCCAGUCGUUCCGGUCUGGUCAGCGGCUACCCAAUAAAACGGUCUGGGUCGUCGCCACACUUCUCUUUGUCACCUUUUGAGCGUCACAACGGACUAAUGGAUAUGAUCACUACCAGCGGGCGCAAGGGCGGCAUGCUGGAGGCGAAGACCAUGCGCAACAAGGAUUGA